Vidua chalybeata is the source of this 4421-nucleotide messenger RNA. It is a transcript of the gene FUT7, whose product is annotated as fucosyltransferase 7. The record is from RefSeq and is a predicted model, not a curated record. Bases 3138 to 4181 code for a protein of 347 amino acids. Lineage: Eukaryota; Metazoa; Chordata; Aves; Passeriformes; Viduidae. Gene Ontology annotation, cellular component: membrane. The transcript has 2 exons. Gene Ontology annotation, molecular function: alpha-(1->3)-fucosyltransferase activity.
CGGGGCUGCUGCCCCAGGGGCCGGGGAAUCCUCACUCCCCUCGAGCUGCCGCCCUCCCGCCCCUCACCCAUACACAGGUCACCUCCGCGCUUCUGCCCCUGGUGCUCCCCCAGGACAGGAAGGACUAGCCCGUGGCUGCGGGAUCUGUGUACCAGGGUGUCACGGCUGUCCCUCCUCUUGGAUGCUGCCCACCCUGCUCCUGCCUGACCUGUCCCACGGGCAUGUGCAGGGUGUUUUGGGAUGGACCAACCUGCUGCCACAUCUGUCUCCUGGCAGCUCUGAACCCAGGGCUGGAUGCCCUCAGCAGUAAGGACUGAACCAGGCCAGCUCUCCUCUUUAAUCCCAUCCACUCUUCUUCUAUCCAUCCUUCCAUCCAUCCUUUUUCCUGCCAUUCAUCCAUCCUUCCUCCUAUCCAUAUUUCCUUCCAUCUGUCCAUCUAUCCUUCUUUCCAUCCUUCCUUCCAUCCUUUCUUCUUUCUUUUCCUCCUUCCUGCCAUUUUUUUCUUCUUUCCAUCUGUCCUUGCUUCCAUCCAUUCCCCCAUCCUUCUUCCCCUCCCUUUUCCUGUCCCUCUGGUUCUCUCCAUUUCCCACCUGUACCUCCCUCUUCCUGCUCUCCCUUAACCUUCUCUCCCCCUUCCCUCUCCUUUCCUCCAGCUCUCGGUAACCAUCUCACACUCCAUGCUCUUCAUGGCCAAGUGUAGCCAGCAGCAGUGAAUCUCUCUCUGGCUGCCCCAGCCCCAGUGGUGCUGCCAAGGGUGCCUGUGCUCAGGGCAGGUCCUUUGGCAGCUGCCCGGGGCUAACAAAAGCUCUCCUUGUCCAACACAAAGCAGCAUUAUUCCCCAAACUUCUGGGCAAAACACUGCUGAGGUCCAGGAGGACAAAGGAUGCUUAGUGAUGUGGUGGUGGAGAGGCUCUGUGUGCCUAGCUCCAUGCUCUGGUAAGGAUGACUGGUUUGUGAGGGUUGCUGGGUGCGGGGGCAGGGCUACGGGCAGCAGAGAUGCCCAGAACUGAGGGGAGCUGGGCUUUUACUAGGUCCCUGGGGAAGGAGGGAUGCAGUCACCCUAGACUCCUCACAAAGAAUUGUGCGUGGUUUACCCACAGCCCACACAAGGAGCAUCUCCAAGCCCCUGUCCUGCAGCAGGGUCCCCAGCUUGGAGGGGCACAGUGAGGGGACCCAUGGGUGGGUCAAAGCCCUGACCUGGGUCUCCUGCACCUUCCUUCCUGCUGUCCCUGCGUGGGUCUUGGGGAGAUUCACAGUUGCUCUUCUGUUUGACCAUGGCCAUGGAAACCCCAAGAAGCCAGCAAGGGACAGACCCAGCAGUGUACCAUGGGGCAGCACAGACCCAGAGACACUGUGGCAAAAAUCCUCCAAGGACCCAGGGCCUGAAGCCCAAGGCCCAACCCCUCCCAGGGCUAGAAGCUCCAAAGACCUUGUGGCCUAUGGACAAGGCCCAUGGACAAGGGGUCCUGAAGACUUGGGAGCAUGGAGCCCUGAGCACCUCUGAGGGGACUUCCUUGCAGGGUGACCAAGCUCCUGUCUCUGUAUGAAGUCAUCUGCAGAUGGCAGUACCCCCACACACACACACACACACACGUCUCUCUGCUCUGUGCUGGUGCUGUCCAGUAUUCCUGAUGGUCUCAUGUCCUGGCCCCUGGCCUUGAUCUCUGCCCAACCCACCAGGCAGCACUGGCCCUGGCUCCCUGCCUGGCUCAAAGCCAUGUCCCUUGGGCCACAGGGUCAGGGUGUUUGGAUCCACUGGCUGCAAGUCCUCCCAGGGCAUUGUCCCUGCACACAGGGUGUCCUGGGGCAGUACCCACACAUGACAGCUAUUAAGUGCCGGGGGAAAGCUCCCUGCUGCUCUAUCUUGAAUACCCUAUGGAAAUGCUGUCUCCAGUGCUGUCCUCCAUGGAGGGGAAUGACCCCAGCCCAUGUGGCCCUGGGUUCUCAAGCUAUGGGGCAGCAGCAGGAUGAUGCUGAAUGCUCCAGCCAGGCAGAGACUACUGCCCACAGACAGCAAAGCUAGGACAGGCAAGGCUGGGAAUGGUGCCCUGGGAAUGGACUGUAGUAUCUGGGCUCUCAAUCAUGCAGGGGAAGAAAUGCGGCUUUUCUAGGAGUGAGAAAAGAUGACAGGAAAUGGACAUGGCUGUGGAAGAAGGAGCACCCUCCCUUGGGGCUGCAGUUGGCCUUUGAGGGCUCCUAGGGUGUCAUUGAAACCACAGAGCCUUGCUAUACCGUGGCAUGGUGGCAUGGCAUUGUGCCCAACAGGGAUCCCAAGAGGCUAGCAGCCAGCAGGAAUGAGGGUGCAGAUCCUAGGGGCACUGGAGCAGCCUGAGAACCCCCAGGGAGCCCUGUUUGGAGCCCUGUUCCCAGCUCCGUGUGUGCCAAGGCAUAGGGCAUACCCUUGCCAGCUUCAGGGACAGUGCUGCACACCUUGAUGCUUCUCCCCUUGCCUCUGCCUCAGUUUCCCCAUCUCAUUUUGCCUGCCAGGGCUUUCAUGGAGACUUGGGUGCUGAACAGCAAUGCCAGCAAAGGACAAAACUGAGUCAGACAUAGAGCAGGGCAGAACUGGGACAGAAGCAGAGAAGACAGCUCUCUGUGUGCACACAGCUGAGGCUCACAUGUGCCUGCUUCCCCUUUUGGCUGGAAACGUCCCAGACAGGACAGUGCCCAGAGCUUGGUGGCACUUCAGGGCUGUUAGUUGAUGUUUUCAGGAUGAGUCAGUGGGAGUUGAUAUCCUGUUUGCAACCAAGCUGCGGUGGCAGAUGGGUGGCACCGUAUCAAGGCUGAGGGCACCUACCCAGCCACAGGGCACCCACCUUGUUCUGGGCCAUGCACCCGCCAUGGGGUGCCUAUUUGGCCAGAAGGUACCCACCCUACCAUGGGGCACCCACCCAGUCACAGGGUACCCACCCCCCAGCACAGUGCAGGGGAAGUGCUGGGAGUGGAGUGUGCCAGCUGACACAUGGGGCAGGAAGGACCUGCUCUGGGGCUAGGACAAGGCAAAACUGAAAAAAGAGGAAGCCCUCAAGUGCCCCAGCCCAGCCCAGCAGCACGCAGGCAGACGCAUCUGGCACCUCGCACACCUCCAUCACAGUGUCAGCUCUGUCACCCGAUGAGGUGACAGCCAACCCACCAGCAUGCCCUGGGCAUUGCCGCUGCGAUGGUCACCAUGGGGACGGCCUGGUGUGAAGGCCUUGGUCACUGCUGGGGUGUUUGUAACCACCCUCUGGAACCUGAGGUUCUUCCUCAGCCCCUCCAAGGGCUCUGGAGAAGACUCUAAACACAGGGAGCCAUUGGUGAUCCUGGUGUGGGAAUGGCCCUCCAGGCAGGUCCCCAGUGUCAGCAGAGAUGUGUGCCAUGAGCUGUACAGCAUCACAGGCUGCCAGCUCACCACAGAGCGGCAGCUCCUGCACCAGGCCAAUGUGGUGGUGUUCCCCCAUUCCAGGCUCCAGCCUGGCCGGGACAAAUUGCCCAAGGAGAGGCUGCCAGGGCAGAACUGGGUGUGGGUCUCCCUGGAGUCCCCCUCAAACACUAGAGCUCUAGCAGCAUGGAACAAGACCUUCAACUGGGUGAUGACUUACAGGCAGGAUUCAGACAUCUUCAUCCCCUAUGGCAAGCUUGUGCCCAACCGGUCAGCCACUGUGAACAUCCCUGCAAAGACCAACUUGGUGUCCUGGGUUAUCAGCAACUACCACAGGACUCAGAAAAGAGCUGAAGUCUACAAAAAUCUCUCCAGGUACCUCCAUGUGAAUAUAUAUGGGAAAGCUAACAACAAGCCCCUCUGCAAGGACUGCCUCUUGUCAACAAUAUCCAAGUCCAAGUUCUACCUGGCCUUUGAGAACUCCAUCCACCGGGACUACAUCACAGAGAAACUCUGGAGGAACUCACUGCUGGCUGGCACCGUACCUGUGGUGCUGGGGCCACCCAGGGCCAACUAUGAGCAGUUUGUUCCUGCAGACUCCUUCAUCCAUGUUAAUGACUUUGGCUCCCUGGAGGAGCUGGCCACCUUCCUGAAGACCAUGAACUCCAGCCGCUACCAGCAGUUCUUUGCCUGGCAGAGGAGGUUCAGUGUGAAACUCUACACUGACUGGAGGGAGCGGAUCUGUGCCAUCUGCACGGCCUACCCCCACCUGCCCCAUGGCCACCUCUAUCCUGACCUGCAGAGCUGGUUCAACUCCUAGUGUGUGCUGGGACCCUUGGUGUUGCAUCGCUCUGGGGAAUGGUUUCCCCCCCGCCCCCAGAGACCCCUGUAGCUGUAACCAUGUUAGCUUAACCCUUCCUUCCUUUCUGGACCCGAUUGGCUGGGAGCCAAUUGUCCUUUCCUGAACAGGAGGGUAGAAAAGGCCAUGCUCCUCCAUUGUUCGCUCUCUUGCCCACUCUUUUUCCCCCUCUUUCCCUCUUUCUCCUAUGGAAUAAAUGUC